Molecule: messenger RNA, 15607 nt
Organism: Porites lobata
Lineage: Eukaryota; Metazoa; Cnidaria; Anthozoa; Scleractinia; Poritidae
Source: the annotation of a GenBank genome assembly
AUGCUAACUCUGAUAUUUGCUUCUUUAAAAAUUUUAGAGCAACCAUGGCUUGUUUCGUCACAACAUAUAAGGUAAGCACCAAUGAAAUAUAUGUUAGCUGUGUGCUUUCUUUUUCCCGCAAUUAUAAGAAUUAUUAUUAUACAUGUAUAUAAUUCCAUUGAAAUGUGUAAAUUCUGUUUUCCAAAGCAACAGUCUUGGAUUUGAAGAUUUCACUUCUAUGACAGAAACUCCAAUAUUGAGUGAAAUGAAAUGUAAAAACACAUUUUUUCAAUUCACCUUUUUUCCCAUUAAUCUUUUGAAUUUCGUCCAAAAUGUGAUAAAAGACUAGUGGAAGUUGAUAAUCUUUAUGUCAGUUACUUCUGGUAGUUUUCAAUCAAUUUCAUCUAACAAAGAUUUCCUCUUUCAGUUUGUAUAAUGCAUAAAACCACUAUAUGCUCCCUGUUAAAGAAAGAUGUCUCUGGCCAGUGAACAGAGUGUCCUUUCCUGUCUUGUCCUAUCCUGUCCAGGUGUCUGCUUCCUGUGGUCUCCCCCAACUUCUUCCCCAGUGCUCUUGCUUUGUUUCAAUGCAGUGUUUCUAAAAAGAGUCACAUUUAGUAUUAUAAUUUGUAUCACCUGUUGCCUUUGCACUACUUAAUGUGCCCUUAGGGUGGACUAGAUGGGGUCUUGGGGUGUUGUAAUCAUGAUUGUAAAUAGCACGCAUAUUCCUGGGGUCUGAGGUGCUUCACAGUAGUACUAUAUAUAUAAAAGUUGAAUAAUAUUAUGUUUAUUGUUAUAGCAAGAGUAAAAAUAAUAAAGCCACUUACAUUUUAUUCUUAUUACUCCAACUGUUAAAAAAAAGCCACUGAAUAACUAGAAAUACUUGUAUUGCAAAAUCUCACAAAGGGCUGGCCGGCGGUAGGAAUCAAGGGAAAACAAGCCAAGACAAAAGAUAUGUAUGAUGAAAAGGAAAACAAAACAGAAAAAGACCAAAAACAAAAGCAGCCAUAUUUCAACAACAAGAAUGAACCAAAGUAAAUAAAAGCAGUUUAGCUGUGAGUCAAAGUAGACUCCUAGACCACCACAUGAAGUUGGAAAAUGAACAAAAAUAUGAUAAUAAAUAUAUUCAAAAGUAGGUUUAGUUUGAACGUCUGGGUGAACAUAGUCCUGAAUAGGACUGUUGUUGUUGACAGUGACUGACGUUUCGACAACCUGUGCGGUAGUCAUCUUCAGAGUCAAAGUGAGUUGUACCCCGUCAGUUGACGGUAUUAUACUCUGGGUAUUGAUCUGAUUGGUCAAUUAUGUUGUGAUGUUAUUGGUCGUCUGUCAGUUAAGCCGUGAUGUUAUUGGCUAUGAAGACUCAUAAUCAGUAAUUGGUGCGUUUCGAUCCGUCUGUUGUCACAGUUAAACAGUUGUCUAUUGUUAGUCAAAUUGUCAGUUCUCCAGUCAUUCUCUCAUAGUUAGUUUUGCUUGAUCUCGUCAAUAAGUCAUUUGUACGGCACUGGUAACUGUUGGCUUUGAUUCAGUGGCACUUGUUCCAAGUUAGUAAACCAGCUUUCUAAAGUGAGACUUUGAUAGUAGUCUGUAGAAUACGUUAUACAUGUCGCAGAGUCCCAGUCAAUUUGAUGUUUCAUCUGCAAAUGGUGCUCAGCAAUGUGAUUGUUGAUGUCACCAUUCCUCGUCUCUCGUUUGCGUUCGGUCAGUCGCGUGCUUAGGUUUCUGCCGCUUUCACCAAUGUAAGAAGCCUGGCAGUCGCAGCAUUUGAUCUUGUAUACUGCUCCCUGUCUGUCCUUCGGUUUGUCUUUGUCCUUAUUGACUUACUUGUUGACGAGAUCAAGCAAAACUAACUACGAGAGAACGACUGGAGAACUGACAAUAUUUAUUUCACUAACAAUAGACGACUAUUUAACUGUGGCAACAGACGGAUCGAAACACACUAAUUACUGAUUACAAGUCUUCAUAGCCAAUAACUUAACUGACAGACGACCAAUAACAUCGUGACGUAAUUGACCAAUCAGAUCAAUAACCAGAGUAUAAUACCAUCAACUGAUGUAAUACAACUCACUUUGACUCUGAAGAUGACUACCGCACAGGUUGUCGAAACGUCAGUCACUAUCAACAGCAACAGUCCUAUUCAGGACUAUGUUCACCCGGACGAUCAAACUCAACCGACUUUUGAAAUGACUCCUGGGUUCAAACCUUUCACAAUAAAUAUAUUAUUUAAAACACUUUUGGGUGGAAAUUCUGCCAGUAGGUCUAUGUUGUGGUUCAAUUUUAUCAUUGGUUUAAAUUUUCUUUUCUUUUGUUUUUGGGUAUGAUAAUGUAUGAUAAUAAUGACUUUGAAACAAAAGAAAAGAAAAUUUAAACCAAGGAUAAAAUUGAACCACAACAGAUACACCUAAUUGCAAUAGCAUUGUCAUAGAGAAUUGAAGAAUGCUAAAAUAUGGGAAUAAAUUGGACAGGCUCCAAACAUCUGACCUGCAUUGAUCAAUUUACCUUCUCUGAACUCAAUUGAUGUCAAAUUGAAGUAUUAUACAGUACUGCAGUGGUCGGGAUUAUCACUCAAAACAUAAUUUGCAUGGCUAUAUAAUUAAUUCCUACUUCAAUUGGCAGUUUUCUUUUUCUGUUUCUGCUUUUUUGUGAUAAUGUUUUAAUUAUUUUAGUACGUGGUGAUCAUUAUAGCUUACUGACUUGUCAGAGACAUGAAAGUAAAAAAAUAUAAAGCACUGAUAAACAUUUUCUCAUAUUAGGCAUGGAUGUUUUUUAUCCAGUUCCUUUGCCACCACAAGCCAUGGUGUGGAGUCAAAUAAAAGUCUACAAUGUCGAGGUGUAACUGAUAGAUCAGCAUGUAUGUGGAAAGCAGCCCAUAGUUGCCAGCUUAACAUUCUGUUAGGUUCCAAGUUUACUCAGAGAAUAGCAGGAUAUCAGCCAGGUGUUAGUUCAUAUAAUGGACCAGGUAUUUUAUAUCCAGAGCUUAAAGGACUAGUGCGACAAGGUCUGCCUGCAGUCAGUGGAACUUUAAACCGAAAAUUUUUCAGUUGUGAACCUUUAUUUCAUGUAGAAAAUAUAUUUUUUCAACCCUUGCCAUUUGUCCACCAAAAAAGAACAGUUUUUACCAGCAGAAGUUAUUUUGACCCAUUACAUCAUAAAACUACAAAGAAUGUUAAACUGUGGCCAGGUGAAGAAGAAAAGUCUAAGGUUGAAGAGGCUGUUGAAGCCAUAAAAAAGAAAAAAGAAAAACUAAAAGAAAAAGCAUUUCGGAUGGAAUGCAGCCCAGAAGAUGUUGAACCAAUGGUUACUGUUGCUCCAGCCCCAAAGAAGACUUUAUGGGAGAGAACAAAACAUGAAGUUGCACAUUAUUACAAUGGAUUUAAGUUACUUUUUCUUGAGACAAGAAUUGCUGCUCGCUUAUUAUGGCAAGUUAUGAAUGGGAAGAUGUUGACAAGAAGAGAGAGACGACAGGUGAGUUGCGACACAAACACACAAAUAUGAAGUUCAUCGAAUGGUUUUGUUUAAUCUAGAAAUGAAACAAUUCUAACAACCACUAGAUGUAUUAAAAGUCUGAAAGGGGUGUAGUUUUGAAGUACUGGGUGGUAAUAGUUAUGUUAUGUUAGUUAUGUAAGAAUUAAAUAAAGAGCACAACAUCAAUAGCACCGGUAAAGCUUAAUUGUAUGAAACACUCAAUAACAUGUUUUGGCCACUUAGUGCAUUAAUUUUUUCACUACCAGGCCACUAAGCAUUAAUUUUUGCAUGCAUUCUUGUUCUAAUGUAUAAUAUAAAUUUAGUCAUGCAUGGAUUCAUCCAAUUUUUCUCUCUAACUCGCAAAAUAAAGCUUGGAAAAAGAUUAAGGUCUCUUUUAAUUGUACCAAUUCAAAUUAUGGCGUCAUUGUAAGUACUACAAUAAACUACUUCAUAAAUAUGUGUGAUUUUUAAAGAAAAAAAUAUCUAAAAGAUAAUCUUAAAAGGACAAAAAAUGUAAAGAAAAAUAUCUACCUCUACAAGUGUAGUGAGUAACAGGUUUGGUCGCUAUUCUUUCCAAAAAUUUAAUUCUUAAGUGUUAUUAUAAUACACCUGGGUACUUACUGUUAAGUUUCUGAGUACUGUGCUGUUUUUUAUACCUGUUUAGUUCCUUCGCACAGCAGCUGAUAUAUUCAGAUUGGUUCCAUUCCUGGUGUUUCUUUUAAUCCCAUUUAUGGAGUUCAUGCUGCCAGUGGUCAUCAAGCUUUUUCCUAAUAUGUUACCAAGCACAUUUGAGGACAAAUCAAAGAAGGUAUUGAAAAUGGAUAGAUAAUGUACCCAGUUAAAAGCAAGGUUGUUUGUUAGUUUUCUAAAUUCAUUUUUAUCUGCCCAUUCAUUACUAGGAGGAGAACAAAAAGAAACAGCUAAAAGUAAAAAUUCAGAUGGCAAAGUUCUUGCAGGACACUGUUGAAGAAAUGGCUGUAACAGCGAAACAAAAGAAAACACAGGAAGUUGUUGCUGACUUUGCAAACUUCUUUGAAAAGGUAAUAUAAAUAAUAAAGAGCAUCUCAAAAGAGUUACAAUAAUGAACCUACUAAAUGGCUCUGGUUCUAUGAGUCUUUGCAUAACUAAUUAAGGGGAUAGAGCGUGCACCUACAUGUACUGACCUAUUCCACACUCUUUUGGGGGGUCAAGAAUUUUUGUCUGCUCCACACUGGUAACAGAACAUUUGGUCAUUAUGUCUACCUGUACAUUUUCUAAGUGGAAUACUGAUCAUGACCUAAUUAUAAAGAUUUUUUUAUCUUCCAGAAAAGAAUUUAUUUACACACUCUCAACACCAGGAGGGUACCCUGCUGACAGAGCAAAAUAUGGGGCAAAAAUUAAACCCCCCCCCUCCCCCAAAAUCCCUUAGACCUUCAAACAAAACCCAAAAAAUCCUGGGACCAAAAAUUAACCCCCCAAAAAAUCCCAUGCCCAAUUUCCGAGCCUUAAAAAUUUCCAGAAAGCAUUAAAUGAUAUGACGCGAAAAAUAAAAACGUAAGAAAUUGAACAUCAAGUGUUUGUUUAUUCAUCUUACCAUCUGAAGUUAGUUUGUAUAUUAAGAUGGCCUGAACCUAUUUAUAUGCGUGAUGUUUUUUGAUCGCAUUUUUAAGCAGGACAGAUUUAACCAAUUUGUGUGAUUUUUGGUGUCCUUAUUAACGAAUGGUCAAACUUUAAGAAAAUGUUAAUGUAUUUUCUUGUAGCUAUAAAAAUGUUUGAGAUAUCGGCAUAUAUUUUUAACCAAUAUUUUCACAAAAAAUGUAAAUAACUUCGAAAUCCCACUACAGAUUUUUCCCAAACUUCAGCAAAUAGGCCUCAGACCUCUCUAGUUUUAUGUGUAUAGCUCCAAGUUUAAUGUCAAUUGUGACUAUACAACUUGCUGCGCAAAAUGCUUGUCAAAUUUAAUCUUAAAAUGCUACACUAACACAUUGUGGAAGGUGAUGCACAAAAUAAAUACUAGAAGACUGCCAAAAGACUAUCUCCUAUCUGAAAGGGUAUUAAUUCUUACCCAAAGCCUUACUGGAAGAAACUAAGUGAUCAGAAACCUAUGAUGAAUACAGUCAGUUAGCACUACAAGAAGAAAAACUUUAUGCUGAACGUGGGCUGAGAUUAAAGAACCUCUGUUUAUCAAACCUACUUUGUAUUUGUCACUUUCUUUUCGAAACAAAUGUUAACAAAGCAAAAUAUAGCAUCUAUGGAAAUCUCCUACCAGUUUUCAGCGUCGCGGGUUUGCAGUUUGCGGAGAAAUGAAGCCAACAACUCCUGUACUUCUACCCAUCCAUUUUUAGUUGCAAUUGGAACCCUUGUACUUGGUAAUUUAUUCAGAUUCAGUUUGCCGUUGUUGAUAAUGAAACAAAUAAGACGAUUGUCAUUUUGUUAUUAUCUUUAUCCCAAGUGGCAAAAUUCACGCACGAAUGUGAUGGCAAACACAUCUGUAUUGUGGCAUUUAACAUUUUAACAUGUGACACUCUUUAAUUAUAACUAACUGUACUAGAUUCGUCGGAAAGGAGAGCAACCCAGCAAUGAAGACAUCCUACGGUUUUCCAAGCUGUUUGAAGAUCAAAUUACUUUGGACAACAUGAGCCGAGCUCAACUUAAAGCAAUUAACAGGCUAUUGACUUUGCCAACCAUCGGAACAAACAACUACUUGAGAUUUCAGCUACGGAUGAAGCUACGGCAGCUCAAGGCUGAUGAUCUGGUAAGUGCAAAACUCUAGAACCCUGACUUCAUUGUUUCUAUUUUCCCUGUCUGAAUUAAACAUGUAAGUUGUUUCUUACCUGUUGAUCAGCUGAUCUAAUGGGAUGUUAACUACAAGUAAUAUUCAUGGCUUCCAGUAUGAAAAUUGCAACUCUCUUAAGAUGACAAUGAUCUUUGAAUGAGAAAUUGUUAGUGUUAAGUUAAAGCAUCAAUCUGUCUACUGGAUGGAAUGACUUGAAAUAUUACUCAUACCGUGUAUGUUAUUAACCAUAUAAUUAUGAUUGUGACUUACUUUGGAUGACACAGAUGAAUGUUGAUGUACGUAAGGUUUGUGGUUAUAUUUCACUGGACAGCAGAUAAAAAAGAAUUGAAUGAACUAGGAGAUAAAAAGACAGUUAUAGAAAAUACAGACUACAGUCUUCCCCCCACCCCACCCCCCCCUUACUUCAUUGUACAGUGAGGUAUCCUCUGAGUCUCAGUGGUAAUGAGUGCAUUGCAUUUUUGUUUCAUUUGUUAAUAGUUAAUACAGAGGGAAGGUGUUGAUAGUCUAACAGAACAGGAAUUGCAGUCAGCUUGCCAGGCUCGUGGUAUGAGAGCUAUUGGUGUUCCAGCAGCCAGACUAAGAUCUCAACUUCGUCAGGUACAAAUCAUCAAAUUGUAGUCUAUGAAAAAUACUGUAAAGAGAUCAAUUCACCCAUUUUAUUUCCCCCAAUAUACAGGGUGUUACAUUCAGUCAGGUAAAACUUUGAAAUGACUUACUGUUGAUAAGCCUCUAAUAGUUCUGUUCAGUGAAAGAAAAAUGCAAAAGGCUAUUUUGCAUGGAAAAAGGCUUAAAGUUCUUAAGAAUCAGCUAAACAGCUUUGUCCAUGGAUGUUGAGGCUCAGAUAAGAUUGUGGGUUAUUAAAUUUUGUGAGAUGAAACCUGAAAAUGGAGGAAUGACAGUCAUAAGUUGUUUACCACCAAGUAAACUACCUACUGUUACUUUCCCAAGCAUUCUUGCCCCAAACAAAAUACAUGAAAAUUGCAUCUCUGGAGGUCUAAGAUUUGGUGUUCAAAAAUUUCAUCGGGGAGCAUGCGCUUGGGGCCUCCUAGAAGUUCUGCAGCCCUGCCAGCCCUUGCCCUCAGCCGCCUGCAGUGGCUUUUAAGAGUUUUUGGAACUAGACAUAAUUAAUUAAGACUGUGGUGACAUGAGAAACAUUUUGGGAAAACUUUUGGGAUUGUAGGAUCAGAUAGAAGUAAUUGCAUGUGGGUAGUGGAACAAUUUUCUUUGGAAUCUUUGGAUUGACACCACAUGUUUUUUUUUUGGCAUGGCAUAUGCAAGGAAUGAGUAUUUGUAAUGAAGAAACAGGCAAUGUUUGAUGAAAAGGCUAAGAAGGGGUAAAUUAAGGUUGUUAAUAACUCUUUGAAAAUAUUUUAAAUGAAUAAUAAAAUGCAAUAUUAUUGAAUCAACUUUCAUAUGUGAACAGUUAUGCAAAUUUCAGAGGCUUUUAUCCACCUCAUGCUUUCCACCUUCCCUCUUUGAUCUGCAUAAUUUUAUUCCUUUCGUAUCAUCGUCUUAGCCUCAAUUAAUGAAAUAAAUACUUUCUCCACCAAUAUAAUGAUGGAAGAUUAAACACUUAAUGACUAGUCCCAAGGGAAACAGUUAAUGUUGUUUCUUGAGAAUCUCAUUGAGAUUCAAGAGAAACAAAAUUAACUGUCCCCCGAGGGACAAGUCCUUAAGUGAUUUGUUAGAUAGCUGGAAAUUCAUUAAACCUCGCCGUAAUGGCGGUUGUUGGUCAACAUUUGUGGGUAGCAGGGUACUGUUGCCCUGUAACAUCAUGGAUUUUGUGAUGUUGCCCACUCAGAGAUUUUGGCAGGAAACAGUUUUAUUGUUAGAUGUCAUGUCACAUCAAAGUAACCAAUGAAAGCACGCACCAUUGGGAAGAAUUUUCAGCUAUAUAACAAAAACAGAACUUUAUUUGUUACUCUUAUUAUUGCAGUGGUUGGAGUUGCACCUAGAUGAACAAAUCCCCGCAUCUCUUUUGCUUAUGUCACGAGCACUAUAUCUACCAGAGAAUGUCAGCCAAGUUGAUCAGCUGAAAGAAACAUUAUCACAACUGCCUGAAACCUUGGUAUGUAUAGUGUUAAGUUUCCAAAGAAAUUGUGAUAAAUGACAUGACUGACAGUAAAUCACCAAUCAGGAGCUCUGUUGCGAACCAAUAAGAGUUUUUUCAGAAUUAAGGGGUUUGUCUAAAAGAAUUUGCUCACACAGGCACGUUUAUUACUGUUCCCUCUUCCUUCUACUACUUAGAAACCUUGGUGUUAGCUUCUUAACAGGCUAAUUUGUGGAAAGUGCUGUCCUGUUCACUUGUUAGAUAACUAGUUACUGCUGUUUGUGCCUAUGGAGCUCCCAUGUGAACAAUGGGAUUGUUUAGGCUUCUGUAAUAUUGGAGUACUGAUUCUGAGUAUUUCAUGUAAAUAAUGUGUUCAUAGGUAGAAGAGGCUGAAAUAAAAAUCUGUGAAGUGUCUGGUGAGAAAGUUGACAAUAAAGUUCGCUUGGAUGUGCUAAAGAAAGAAGAGCAGAUGAUUGCUGAGGAAAAAGAAGAACUUCUUCAAGAGGAAGAGGAAAAAAGGAAAAAAGUGUGUAUAAUUAAUAAUCUUUCCCCCACAAAAUUACACACUGGGGGUACUUAAUUCUUUUGAUCCUUUAUAAACACACAGACGACAUUCAAUUUUAUUGGCAUAAAGACAUAAAACCACUAGUUUCUAUGUUCAUGAUUUAGUUACUUUUUGCUUGGAGAGGAGAGGGGAAGAAUUUCUCAACUUUGUGGGAAAUGGUUCACUCUGUUCCACUAUGACUGUUUCCUUUGGCUGUCCAGCAUGACAUGGGUAACUUUAAGACAGUCUUUAUAAUUAGAACAUUCCUUUUGCUCUUUUUUAGCAAUGACUAUAUUAACAUAUAAUUAAAUAAUUUUGAUACUUUAAGACAAUCGUCUUACGGCAAGGAGCCCAAAAGUAUGACCUCCUUUAAUUAACACACAGUUUUUCAUGCAGACAUUAACCAAUCAGAAGUCGACAACAGUUUCCACCUGGCUUCUGAUUGGAUUAAAUCUGCACGAAAGAAUACGAAUAAAUCAAAAGCGGUCACACUUUUGGGCCCCUUGCUGUAAUUAGGGGUGCCUUGUUUCUGUUUCAUAUCAGUAUCUUUUAAAUACAUGUAUUUUUGAACACGUCUUAUUGAUAAGAGUAUUCUUUCAACAGAUUGAAACCAUCGCUGCUGAAAUUUUAGAAGUAAGUGUGAUUGUGAUAUAUUGACUGAAAAACAGAAAUGUUUUGGUAACCUUAUUCAGUAAUUACUUUUAUAGAAGCGGAUACAAAACAUUGUAAUUAAGCGACUAAUUUAUGUGAAACAGGUGUAGAACUAAAGCAAAAUUUUGAUGUAUCAGCCAACUUUCCACGGUCUUUUUGAUUCAUGCACCUAAAAUUACUAUCUGGAAAUAGAGUUUUACUCUUGUUUUAAAACAAAUUUUUCUCAGGUAAGGAACUCAACUAAACACAUCAAUAUCUCGCUAAAAGGAAGAUAAAGGUCAAUAAAUUGCAUUUGGUUUGCCUCAUGGGUCAGAUGGAUAGGACGAAAUAGGCAAAUCCUAAACAGCUACUGGUAUCUGUCUUUCUUUAUGUGUUCCCACAACAACUUCUCCAUCAGAGUGGGGAGGAUAAGGGGGCAUUCUUACACCAAGUUCUUUAAUAGCAGCUGUAGCCUGCGUAGCUGGCGGUAUUGUGUGGGUGCGAGGUUAAAGUUUUGGCGGCGGAGCCUUGUUCCAUAAAAAAGGAGUAGGGACGAAGCGGUUGAAAUAUUACAACGGCUCCGCCGCCAAAUCUCACUCGACUACUACACAAUACCGCCAGCUACGCAGGCUAGCGCAGCUGCAAAGGGUUAGGGUUCCAAUCCUUGAAUGCUGAAAGGAUUAGUCUGGUAUUUUCAUAGAUUUCAUAAUAUCAGAUUUCUUGACAGAUACUUGAAAAGUGCAACUAUGGAGUUAUAGCCUUUAAAAACCAACAUUAGGCGCUGAUCAGUUUAACACAUUAAUUGAUCUUAACGGUAACUGGCUUGACUAGAUGUUCAGUCUAUGUAUGAAAAAUGUUCAUGUAGUGCAGAUUAUUGUUAGUGAAUGUAAUUUUUGAUAUAGGUAUCAUUUCUUUUGUUGUUUUUUCAUUCUCGUUCUACAACGGAGCCAGGACCAAACCAUGGUCUUAAGGCGUCCAAGGAAUGGUCUCUCUCAUUCAUUAUUAAUACUUCCCACAAGAUGUGGAGUGUGGUCUUCUGGGGACUGAUGUUUCCUGGGAUUUAUUGGAUUCCCAAUUUUUUUUCCUUUAUCACUCCAAAGGGUCCUAGGAUUAAAGGGAACUUGGACAGCUUUUCUAAGUGUUUCUGCCAGAUGGUACAGCUGUAUUCAAUAAGCAUGUCGCCAGUUAUUGAACUGAAAUUUUUCCUGACCAGUUCAAUGAAGUGACUUCAACACGGCACCAUUAUCAUUAAUAUUACGAAUACUUCAAUUUUAGGAUAAAGCUCCAGAAGUCAAACCAACAGCGGUCGAAGAUAUUUCUCAGGAGGACUGGUUAUCAAUUAAAGAAAGUCUUGCUCUGGCCAGUGAAAGAGAUGAACUAGAGAAGAUCAAAGAAGACAGAGUUGAAUAUCAAGAGGUAAACUCUGGUUUGCACCAACAUUACCCGUCAGGAUUAGAGAAAUCUUAAAACAAGUUUAGUUUGUAGAGAAUGUAUUAAAAUGAACAACAAGCAUGACUUUUAUGUAAGGCAUGUUUUGAUCGAUCUUAGAUCACCUUCAGUGCAAGGUUGAAUACUGGAGAUUUAAAACGAUCAAAAUGAGAUAGCUGAUGAGAUGUAAAAUGGUGAUGCGUGAUGUGAAUUUACACUGACAUAUACUACUCGUGAUAAACUGUAGAUGUAUUUAAAGGGAACCUCCACUUCAACAAAAAGAUAACUUUAAAUCACAGGAAAUAACUGUUACAGUCAAGUCAAUCUAAAAUAUUUUUAAAGAAAGCGUUUGUAUCCGAAAGAAAUAACUUUUAGAUUCGCCUAUUUUUGUUUUCAAAUUUUGCGGGCGUCGCCAAAAUAAUUGUGACGAAUCAAAAACAAAAAGCUGUGUCAGAACAAUAGCCAUAACGCGAUGAUUAUUCAAAAUGGUGAUGCGUGAAAGUGAAAAUAAGCGAUUUUAAAAUUCACUUUUCCUGAUAUAAACACUUUUUUAAAGACAAAUUUCAAACAAAUUUGUUUAUCAACAUAAUUUUAUUCGAUUUAAACUUAUUCUGUAGUAAGAGUGGAGGUUCCCUUUAACAAUUAUUCCUCGAGCCCGAAUGGGCUCUGAGUCAAUAGCGGGCUAUUGACUCAGAGGCCAUGAGGGCGAGAGGAAUAAUUGUUUUAGUAAAAUCCAACCUUUUGGUCAAAAAUAUCGAGUCCAAACAACUUAAGCUAGCAAAACGCGAUUCAGCCGCCGUUGUUUUGGUUUUCAAAGCCGGCGCUUUUCGCUACUGGUGGACUAUAACAUAUAGCCUAGUAGUAGCUCAACCAAUCAGAACGCAGCAUUGAUAAUAGACCAGUAAUUGGAUUUUACUAAAGAAUUUUAACCAUGUAGGUAGGGAACUUCUAUAAUCUUAUAUUUUAUCGGCGUUGUCCACAUUUUCGACAGUUACAAAUUAGGCUAACCAACACUUUUUAGGAAAACUGAUUAAUUCUGAGUUUUGCACCGUCAUUUGUCUCAGUUAUUUGUCAUUUAGCGCUUCUUUUAAGAGCGUAGAGUGUAGGUUAAAACCUUUGCCAAAAAUUAUUUAAUAGUACCUUUGAGUCUGUAAGCAAGCUUGGUCGUUGGGUAGUCAGUCAUAAACUGCCAAUCACUUUACCCGGUGGUCAAAAAUUGGACAGGCAGAUUCACUUUUACAGAAAAUAACAGUAAUCAAAAUUUAUCUUUUUCAAAAACUGGACUGCCGGCUAGUAAUAUAUUUUUAAUAAGGUGUUCAAGUCCCAGCAAAGGCUAUUGUAUCUUUCAAAAUAUUUAUCCUUUUCUGAUUGACCUUUGACCUCGCGACUCCAUUUGCUUGCCUAUUUUGUUUACUCCCUGCAAAUGUUGUACUGAAAAGUAUUCUCAAACAUGACCUGGUGUUUUUCUGUUUGUUUCCUGCUUUGUCUUGUAGGAACUCCGUGAGCUUGCAAAUGAGGAUGAAAAACAGACGCUUAAAGAGUCUGUAGGUUCAUCCCGACUGGGUAGAAAGGUUGAUGCCAUGAUCAACAAAAUUGAGGAUCGACUCAAGCUGAUCGAGUUAGAAAUAGAUGAUCAAUCUUCUGAUCUUCAGCUUGAUGCGGAUGGGUAUGACACUGAUUUGUUUCUUUAUCAUUUGUUUUGUUAUCGUAGCAGUCUCUUUGGAGUGCCUACCGGUAGCUUGCUUGCAGCACAAACUUCUGUCAAAAAUCUGAUUAAAAUGGGGCCGUUCAGUUGUAUAAAGGUACAAAAAGUAGUGGAAAAAAAGCAAAACACACAGCAAAAUCUUGCUACCUUGGCAAAGUUUCACUAGAAUGCAUACUUGGUUUAGACGAAGUUUUCUGAUGUUUAAGCUGCCGUGAUAUGUUCUGGACUGAGCUUUUAUAAGUGAGUUUGAAAUACGUAAUAUCAAAUUUAAGAGCGUUGGAUUUAGAGGAGUGGAUGAUUGACUUUUAGCGAGAUCGCCAUGGUUAUGGCUUCUAAAAUAAUGUGUUGUUUGUAAAUUGUUAGCUUGCACUGACAAGCCUUUCACUCCUGGGCGAAGUUAUGGCGGAAUGAUUUGUCACUCUUACUUCAGUGACAUCUGAGUGGAUGAGAUCCUAUGCUGAUUUGAGCCAGUAGGAGCUUUUUCUGUUUGGUUUUAUGCCCAUUGUCCCAUGUUGCAGAGAUUUAAUGAUGAUUUAUAUUCUCCACAAGUUUACAGAAGUCUCCAGAAGAGUAUUAAUAGGGACUUUAAGCAAAGACUACGGAAGGUUCUAGUACGGACACGGUGACCGGAAGCAAUUUUUUUUUUUUCGCCACCCGUCAAUGCAUCAAGUCAGGGAGUUUAAGAUACCAAGACGGCGGCCAUAGCGGUGAAAACGUCCCUUAAAAGUUUAUUCGCGUUCUUUCAUUCCUUAUCGUGAUUAUUCCAACUUGUUUACUUUGUACAAAUGUUGGCGAACUCUCCUGAGGUUGAAGCCGUGCAGUGACCCCCCACGGCAAGAAAAUGUUUAAAAAAAAGGGCGAUGCAUGGGCAAAUUCAGGGCUUGCUUGUGUUUUAUCAGUCUUAUUCACACCUCCACUUGGUGAUAUGAUAUCCCUUAUGAAAUAUCUUCUUUCCCGUCAACUAUAUAUUGCGUAUUUCGCUGUAUUUCUCACUUGGGUGUCGUGCUUGACACCGAAAUUUGGGGCUCAUAAUCGAAAAAUGAGCCUUCAGAAAUUUCCAAGGAAGAUCAAAAAAGGAUAAAAUGCGAAUAUCUUGCGAUUCUGUUCCAAAUGUAUACUGGCGUUCUAAGCACGUAAAAUACAACUAAAUACUGUACGUACUAGACUCUACGAUAUGAUUUUCUAUUUAUUCGGGAAGCACAGUACGGCCAGUCAAUAAGUUAAAUUAGCAGGUCAACAACUUUGCACGUGCCUCAUAUUGUUUUAUCAACAUUUCUUUGCCAUCACUGCACGACCACUACGUGAGAAUGCCUAAUUUUACGUUUUAUUGAGGAGGUAAGCAAACGAAGACGAACUUUUUUCCUCUAUGAGUUUGCUUACAUUUGACAAAAUAAGGGACUUGUAAUAAUCGCGAAAAGGUUUGAAAGAAUGCGAAUCAACUUUUUACUAAAAAGGGACGUUUUGACCGCUGUCGCCCGUCGUGGCACCUCAUACUUGAGGUAUUGACGCGUGGCGAGAAAAAGAUACUUCCGGUCACCGUACUAGACCCUUCAGUAGACGUUGCUUUAAGUCCCUGAUAUCCAAGGCUUGGUUAAGGCUUGGAAAAUUAUAACUUAUCCCUAACUAAAGACGCGAAUCCGUUCCCAGGCCUACCUGCUGUACUAACUGGCCAGUCCUUUAGUGACAUAGACAGUUCUCACGGUAGCCAGAAGUGGAAUCCUUUUGAUCCAUUACUUAAUAAGGUUCUAAAUUUCAAGCAGGAUGAUAUUCAUUUUUGAUUGUUCAUUUCUUCCUACAGUGAUGGUAAGAUUAGCUUGCAGGAGAUGAUCUCCGCUGUCCGUAGAUUAAAGAACGCUCCUAGUGAAGCUAAGUGUCAGAAAAUAGCUGAAAUGCUUGACCAGGAUCAUGAUGGCACACUUGAUUUGGAUGAUGUGGAAAUGGUUAGUGCUGAAAAUCAUGUAAUGUAAAGUUGAUGGUGCUGACUGAUUCUGCAUGAAAGUAUGGAUUAUUAUGGAGAACCGUUCCCACCCAGAAUUCAUAGAUAGCGUGACAAGUUUAGGCAUUCUCUCUUAAUAGGAUGUGUUACCGGGAACAAACGGGAACCCUCAACAUUACACCGGAGAGGUGGGGGGCGGGGAGAGGGUGGUUCUCGAUCCAACAGUGUACGCAUUGUAUUCUUUAAGACAGAAAACUAUAAAAUGGAACAGCGAAUAAAUGACAGUUACUGUACUUCGGUAGAGUUAUGUAGCUAUUCCCCCCCCAUCUUUAUGUGUUUAAUUGUUUGUUUAAAAUAAGUCAAUUUGCUUUUCAAAAAAAAGUGGUGACAACAAAGUGAAAGGGCGCUAACAGAUUUGAUGCUGCCUCCUUGAGAACAGAACUAAGUUCUCACUCUAAGAAAUUUAAUUUUUGAUACUUACAAUGUAAUACUAUGUGAAUUAGUUAUAUAUAUAAAAAGGUUUACCGCUAAGUUCUUACUUUUUCAAGGUCUUUUUACGACAUUGUAUGCAAUGUUGUCUUUUUGAAGGUUGUAGAGUUGUUGUCAAUGGAAGAUGUUGACCUUACUCCGAAACAAAUUCAAGACAUCGUCAGCUUACUGGAGAAAGAAAGUAGAUUGCAGCAGGUUGAUGAACAGUCAGUCAAAGAUACAAAGUCAAGCCAGUAACAUUUUACAUUUUCAUGUGGUGUUUUCCACACUUUUAUAAUCGUAAUCAGCUAAAGUGAAUACUACAAUCCUAUUCUUGCGCACUGACCAAUUCCAAAUGUGUAUGAAGUGUUAACCAUGGUCGUGCUUUUUGAGGUGAAAUAAAACCGAAGAAGAUGAUUGGGUUAUUUUGUUCGUCACUUUUUUCUUUUCUUUGAUACGCUUCCCCCUGGAAACAUUCUUCCCAGCUUGUCAGCGAUAGCCUCGUUAAAAUUGCCUGUAAUUUCCGUGGUUGUCUCCACUCUAUUUUGUUUGGUUUACUUGUUAAAUUUGCGCUUUUCCUUUUCCUUUUUCCUUUGGUAGGCUCCACAUUUUAAAAGAACUUUCAAGAGUUC